GAGCCUACUGUCAUCUGAGGGAGCCUCACUUGAGGGCAUGCCCACAUCAAAAUGGCUGGAUGCUGUAUUAGUGAGAGAUUAUGUUCAGUGAUGAUUGAUGUGAGAAGGUUCUUCCACAGAGGGUAGCAGUAUCCCUAAGCAACUGUGCUUGGGCUGGUAAAGAAAGCUGGCUGAGUAUGAUACAGUGACUAGGCAAGAGGACAAGCUAAGAAACAAUAUUUUGGCCAUGGGAUUUGCCUUAUUUUCUUGAAGCUUGAGUUUCUAUCCUAAGCUCCCAAAAAUGAUGGUUUGUGAUCUGACAGGACCAAACAAGUGAACCGGUCAUUACCUGAGAUGCUUUUGGUUAGAGGAUUGAAUCAAAGCAGCAGAGUAGCAAGUUAAAACAACAACAACAAAAAAAUAAUAUUGUUGCUAAACAGAACCUGGAAAUGUUCUCUUUUGGAGGAAUGUGGGAAAUAUCAGGACUUGAGAUGGCCAACAGCAUAGAAAGUUAUACUCAGAGCUUAAUCAGCUGUUCUUGUAGCACCCGAAGAUCAGAGCAUUGCUAGUAAUGAAGACAGAAGUUGAGGUCAUAGGAUAUCAGUGGAAAAUAGACUCCAUGAAAAGUUUAGCUAGAGGUAAUUUGUGUUGUUUAUUUACCCAAAAUCUUUCUUAUUCUGCCCAUGCCCCGAGAAAUUGAGUAAGGCAGAAUUUAAAAAAUAAUUGGCUGUAUUCUUAGAUGGAAUAUUGAAUCUGUUAGAUGAUUAUUGCUAGUAACUCAUUCAAGACAACGGUGGAAAAAAGCAAUACAUGGGGCAGAAAUAAAUGCAAAGUCUGUGGCUUAUAGAGAAAACAGCACGGGGGAAGUUUCAGAUAGCUGUCAAAUGCUGAAACAGAAUCAUGACUUUUCAAAGAGAUUAUUUACUACCACUAAAGAGAAGGUCCUAGCCCCUUCCUUCUUCCUCAGCACUACCUGCGAGGUACCUGUUAUCUGUUUUGUAGCAUCAUGGCUGCUCUUCACCCUCAGGUGAAGCAUAAGAUUAUCAGAGGACCAAGAACUUCAUCAGGCACCAGUCACACCGAUAUGUCAAAAUUAGACAAACUCAGAGGUAUUGACAACAGUGUGAAGAAGAUUCAAGGGGCAGGCCCUUAUGCCCAACACUGGAUAUGGGAGCAAGAAGAAAACCAGUCACAUGCUGUUGAGCAGCUUCCAGAAAUUUUUGGUCUACGAUCUCAAGGAGCUGGAGUGCUGUUGGUGUUCAACAAAUCUUACUAAGCUGAGAUCACUCACAAUGUUUGUUUUAAGAACUGAAAAGCCAUUGUAGAAAGAGCAGCACAGCUGGUAAUAAGAGUGACCAAUCCCAACACCAGGCAAAGAAAAUGAAUCAAUGACUUGUAUGCACGGUUUUUGUGUUAAAAUAAAACCACAAAAACUGAAAGAAAAGAAGACAGAGAGAGAGAAGGGGUGGGGGAAGGAAUUAGUCAGGAUUGAAAGCCUAAGAAGGGGCUCUAAGGGAAACACUCCCUCCUCCUAAGCCUUCAAUGAAUGGAAGGAGUAGGCAAAGUGAUUCCUAGACUCAGGAAGGAACUUCAUAUAAAACUUGCUACAGCUGUGGUCCAAGCUUAGCAAGGUCCAUCCCAAUUUAGAGUCCAAACUUGAUAGGGUCACCCAAGUUCCGGAAAUAGGGAAGAUGCAAAGUUUAAGGUCAUGGAUUCUUCCUCUGUGGUUUCAUUUCAGCACUGUUACAGCCAUCCGAGUUUGGCAGAGUCAGAGCCCCAGUGAGGAUGUAGUGACCUAUGAUGAUGUGCAUGUGAACUUGACUCAAGAAGAAUGGGAUUUGCUGGAUCCUUCACAGAAGAGUCUUUACAAAGAUGUGAUGUUGGAGACCUACAAGAACCUCACUGCUAUAGGAUACAAUUGGGGAUACCAUAAUAUUGAAGAACAUUGUCACAGUUCUAGAAGACGUGGAAGGCAUGAAAGAAGUUGUAUUGGAGAGAAACCCUCUGAAGGUACUCAAUAUGAUGAAGCCUUUGUAUAUCACCAUAAUCUCCAAAUACAUAAAAGACAUACUAGAGAGAAACCCUACAAAUGCAAUCGAUGUGAUAAAGCCUAUUCACAACAUAGUCAUCUCCAAAGACAUAAAAGAACACACACUGGAGAGAAACCUUAUGAAUGUAAGCAGUGUGGUAAAGCCUUUGCAUACCAUUCUGAACUUCAGAAUCAUGAAAGAAUUCAUACUGGAGAGAAACCCUACAAAUGUAAUCAGUGUGGGAAAGCCUUUGCACAUCAUUGUAAUCUUCGAGUGCAUAAAAUAAUACAUACUGGAGAGAAGCCCUACAAGUGCAAUCAAUGUGAUAAAGCCUAUUCACAACACUGUAAUCUCCAAAUACAUAGAAGUACACAUACUGGAGAGAAAUCGUAUAAAUGUAAUCAGUGUGGUAAAGCCUUUGUAUAUUAUGGUCAUCUUCAAAGACAUAAGACAACACAUACUGGAGAGAAACCCUACAAAUGUAAUCUAUGUGGUAAAGCCUUUGCAUCUCAUCGUUAUCUCCAAGUACAUAAAAGAACACAUACUGGAGAGAAACCCCAUGAAUGUAAUCAGUGUGGUAAAGCCUUUGUUUAUCAUGAUCAUCUUCAAAUCCAUAAAAGAACACAUACUGGAGAGAAACCCUAUGAAUGUAAACAGUGUGGUAAAACCUUUGCAGCUCAUCGUUAUCUCCAAGUACAUAAAAGAACACAUACUGGAGAGAAACCCUAUGAAUGUAAUCAAUGUGGUAAAGCCUUUGCAUCUCAUAGUUAUCUCCAAGUACAUAAAAGAAUACAUACUGGAGAGAAACCUUAUGAAUGUAAUCAAUGUGGUAAAGCUUUUGCAUAUCCUGGUUAUCUCCAAGUACAUAAAAGAACACAUACUGGAGAAAAACCCUAUGAAUGCAGUCAAUGUGGUAAAGCCUUUGCAGGUCAGAAUGUUCUUAAAAGACAUGAAAGAAUUCACACUGGAGAGAAACCUUACAAAUGUAAUGAAUGUGGUAAAGCCUUUGUGUGUAGCACUAGUCUCCAAAUACAUAAAGCAACACAUACUGGAGUGAAGCCUUAUGAAUGUAAGCAAUGUAGUAAAUCCUUUGCCUCUCAUGGCCAACUUCAAAGUCAUGAAAUAAUUCAUACUGGAGAGAAACCCUACAAAUGUAAUGGAUGUGAUAAAGCCUAUUCACGACACAGUCAUCUCCAAAGACAUAAAAGAACACAUAAUGAAUGUAACCAAUGUGAUAGAGCCUUUACAGGUCACAGUGAUCUUCAAAGGUUUGGUGGUUUGAAUAUGCUUGGCCCAUGGCAAGUGACACUAUUAGGAGCUGUGGCCUUUAUUGAGGAAGUGUGGCAGUGGGCUUUGAGAUCCUGUGCUUAAGCUCCACCCAGGGCAGAAGAGUCUUCUGGCUGCCUUCUGAUCAUGAUGUAGAAGUCUCAGCUUCUCCAGCACCAUGUCUGUUUGGACACUGCUAUUCUUUCUACCUUGGUGAUAAUAGACUGAACCUCUGAAUCUGUACAGGACCUCCAAAUAAAUGUUGUCCUUUAUAAGAA
Grammomys surdaster is the source of this 3553-nucleotide messenger RNA. Its product is annotated as zinc finger protein 431-like. NCBI's taxonomy places the organism in Eukaryota, Metazoa, Chordata, Mammalia, Rodentia, Muridae. The record is from RefSeq and is a predicted model, not a curated record. Gene Ontology annotation, biological process: regulation of transcription by RNA polymerase II. Gene Ontology annotation, molecular function: DNA-binding transcription factor activity; RNA polymerase II cis-regulatory region sequence-specific DNA binding.